CCGAGCGUAGUGAAAAGAUCUAAAACACAAGCCUUUUUUUAAAAGCGCAACCGUAAAACUCUAAUCCGCAACAAUGAAGUGCAUGAUCGUUCUCGCUGCCCUGAUCGCCGUCGCGGCUUGCGCCCCACAGGGUGACAUCGAGCUGCGCAACCUGGACAUCGACCACGCCGGACUUGUGGACGGAUCGUACAGCUUCAGCUACGAUCAGUCGGAUGACCACAAGCGCGAGGAAUCGGCCGUACUAAAGACGGUGAAGAACUUCGACAACGAGGACGUACCGGCUUUGGCCAUCACCGGACAGUACGAGUUCACCGAUCCGGACGGCAAGCGUUACAUCGUCAAGUACACCGCCGAUGAGAACGGUUUCAACCCGACCAUCACCGAGGCCUAAGCCGGGUGACUCGCCAUCGCACAAAAUGUCCUUUCCCACUGCCAGAGGAAGACCGUUCGCCAAUCUUACGGGGGGUGCCAGUGGUUUGCCUUUUCCAUUGCGCACCGGAGAACGUUAAACAAACA
Messenger RNA from Anopheles nili, 516 nucleotides. RefSeq names its product larval cuticle protein 16/17-like. The transcript has 2 exons. Lineage: Eukaryota; Metazoa; Arthropoda; Insecta; Diptera; Culicidae. The coding region runs from base 74 to 391 and encodes 105 amino acids. The record is from RefSeq and is a predicted model, not a curated record. Gene Ontology annotation, molecular function: structural constituent of chitin-based larval cuticle. Gene Ontology annotation, cellular component: chitin-based extracellular matrix.